Molecule: messenger RNA, 947 nt
Organism: Folsomia candida
Lineage: Eukaryota; Metazoa; Arthropoda; Collembola; Entomobryomorpha; Isotomidae
Exons: 2
Coding region: 39-734 (231 amino acids)
Source: RefSeq, a predicted model, not a curated record
CCGUACCGAAUUUCAAAUGGUUUGGAGAAACCCAAAGGAUGUCAGACUGUCGUCGUUGUACAAAAAUUCGUGGUGAUUCAUGGUAUCCCGUCCUACGUUUCGACGAGUCGGACGACACUCUCACCACCGUCAAGUGGACCAAGGAGGAGGAAACAGAAGGGAGGGGGAGAAAUGACCACCACGGAGAUGGAAGCUGUUUUACUACCCGAUGCAACUCGGAUCGUGGGAAAAGCAGAGUUGGUGAAAGUAGUGGACUCAAAAAGUGUUCCAGUUCGGAAACCACCAAGAUUUGUAUCACCAAUCGAGCCGAGUCGACGGAUUUGUGCUUAAAUCGUGGUGGGGGAGAUGCCCUACUGUUUAGCGAUACAGAUAACGAUAUGCUACUCUCCCCAUCGCCACCAAUUCAUUAUUGCAACUGUAAUUACUGCUCCAUGGAAGAGGACGAGGAAGAUUCCGAGGUAGACUUGUACUCGAAUGAUGAAGGACGAAAAGAGAAUGACCAAGACCACGACUAUCUCACACCCCGCAGGAGUAAGAAGAAGAACCCGUUGAACGUUUCGCAAAAAAUGUCAUCGAAGGCUUCUUCUUUCCAAUUUGCUGGAGGCGACUGUUGCUGCAGCACUGAUAAUGAGAGCAGGAAGACGGGAAAUGACGCGGCGAUAUUGUUUCUGGAACCAGUCGAUGUCGACGAGUCAAAAAACUCUAAAAAAUCUGAUCUAUGCCUUCUCACUUGAUUUUACCUUUUUUUGUAAUUCCAUCCGUCCAACAAGUUGUGAUUAUUUUUUAGCGUCGAUAAUAAGUUUUAAGCAACAAUUAAAGAUUGCAAUGUUAAAAGUUGUGGAUAUUUCCCUCCCCCCAAAAAAUCAAUCUAAUUAACUCUAAAAUAAAUACUUUCCCAUGUUCACUUUUGUCUGCUUAUUGAGUUCAGUAAGUUCGGUCGUCGCGAG